Arabidopsis arenosa is the source of this 1106-nucleotide messenger RNA. Lineage: Eukaryota; Viridiplantae; Streptophyta; Magnoliopsida; Brassicales; Brassicaceae. The record is from the annotation of a GenBank genome assembly.
AAAGGUUGCUAUCUCAACAAGUGGUACAAAAUCGAGUGCAAAAACGCUAGUUUUCCAUUUCUUUUCAAGAUGGGCAUGGAAGUUGUAAACAUCUCUCUUCCAGGUGACGAAUAUGGUCACUAUACUUCUGGAUCAUUCGGAUCAAUUCGUGUCAAAAGCCGGAUAACAUCCGUUGGCUGUUCUGAAGAUGGAAAAGAAUCUGGAUCGGUUUUGAAUUUGACGGAUAGCCCUUUUUUCUUUGGGUUUAGAAACAGCCUCGUAGCGAUUGGUUGCAACAGCAAGGCCUCGUUGACUAACAUUGAGCCAAACAAGGUGGGAUGCGAGUUGAACUGCACUACAAGCAAAGAGAAGUUUCCUAGCAAAAGCAUCCCUUUUUCGACAAAACCGGAUGUACUAGCAACGCGUUGCCUUAUACUUACACUCCGGUUUGUACAAAGAACAAAGGGGAAGAAGAAAGAAGCUGUGAUGGCAACGGAUGUUGUCGUUCAAGUCUACCCGGUGAUGAGGCUCAACAGAACAAGCUGCAGAUGCAACAAUAUCACCAUUAAUGGGACCAAUUAUGCAAAAUGUGGAUGCGCGGAAGGUUACACAUGUAACCCAUACCGCAUUGGCGGAUGCGAAGAUAUUAAUGACUGCCUAAUACGCAAUCCCGAUGGAAGUCGCUGGCAUUGUAGAGAAAGCGACACUUGCGUGAAUGUGCCUGGAAGUUUUUAUUGCGUGGGCGAUAAGACUGGAGCAAUAAUGAUAGGCGUAGGUGCAGGUUUAGGCAUCUUAGUCCUAGUAGGUGGAAUUUGGUGGCUGAGAAAGUUCUUUGAAAAGAGAAAGAUGCAACAACAACUACAUACAAGAGAAGAGGAAGAAGGAACUAAUACAGCAGACAUAGCUGACAUGUGGACCAUUGGUGCUACUGCUCCAGCUUCUAGUAUUGUUGCUUCGUCUUUCUCGUUAGAAGUUGAACCAUUACUUCCUCGUCCCGCAUGGUGACUCAAAAAGGUGAGGCAAUGGUAAACAAAUUGAUGGUCCUUUCAAACGGUCUGGCUGAAGUUUGUGCUUGACAUGUUGUUUGUCAAUAAUUACUUUCAUGUGAAUAAAUGAAUGAUUAAAUU